Molecule: messenger RNA, 2364 nt
Organism: Dictyostelium purpureum
Lineage: Eukaryota; Evosea; Eumycetozoa; Dictyosteliales; Dictyosteliaceae
Exons: 3
Coding region: 1-2364 (787 amino acids)
Biological process (GO): protein phosphorylation
Molecular function (GO): ATP binding; protein kinase activity
Source: RefSeq, a predicted model, not a curated record
AUGUUAAUAAAAAAAGAUAUUCAUAGUUAUAAUUGGUCUAUUGAUUACUCUAAACCUCUUGGUAAAGGUGCCUUGUCCGAAGGAGUUUACAAAGCAACAUUAAAUGAUACUGAUGUUAUAGAUAAAAACAUUCCAUCUGUUUGUGCAAUUAAAAUUUUAAAUUUAAACGUACAUACAACUCACAAAGCAGAAAUAGAAGCAAUUGACAACUUAUUAAAAUUGAGUCCACAUGAAAAUAUAAUUAAAUUCUAUGGAUAUGGAUACAAAGGUGAUAAAUUAUAUAUAUAUAUGGAAUAUUUAGAUGGUUGUAAAACAAUUAAAGACUUGGUAAAAGAAUAUUAUGGUUUGGAAGAAUUAGAUAUUGUUCCAGUGGCUAAUAAAAUUGUAGAUGCAUUAGAUUACCUGCAUAGAAACCAUAUUAUUCACAGAGAUAUUAAAUGUGAAAAUAUUAUGCUAAAUCCCAAAGAUGGUACUCUUAAACUAAUAGACUUUGGGACUUCAAAGUACCUUAACAACGACUCUAGUACCCACACAAUUACAGGUACCAAAUCACACAUGGCACCAGAGAUUAAGAGCUUGAAUAAUAAACAAUAUAGCUUUCAAUCAGAUAUUUGGAGUUUAGGUUCUACUUUAAUCGAAAUGGCCAAGGGUGACCCAAGUAAUAAAGAUGAAAAGGGGUUUCCAAAAAUACCUAAUGAUAUUUCAAAAGAAUACACAGAGUUUGUCCAAAGGUGUUUAAUUUUAGAACCAGAUAAAAUAAAAGAUUACCAUAGAAAAUUUGGAAUUUUACCAAUUUUACCAUAUAUUUUAGCUAAUAUGAAAGAUUCUGUGUAUGAUUCUCUACUUGAAUUAAUUGCCUCGACCACUCUUUCAACCAAUGGACCCAUUAAACCAUUUGUAAUUCCAAUUCCAGUAAAGUCACUAACACUUCCCACGUAUAACCAUUCAAUAGAAUAUUUUUAUGAGUUUUCUAAUACACUUACAGAAAUAAUACUACCAUUAUUUAAUCAACCUAUUAGACCUUUUUUGAUUCCUAUAUAUUCAAUAAAAUCCUUCACAUUAGACUCAUUUAAUCAACCCUUUAAGCUUUUCUCGUUUCCAUUUUCAACAACAUCACUCAAACUAAGAUCAUUUAAUCAACCUAUUAAACCUUUAUCGAUUCCUCCUUUAAUAAAAUCACUCAUACUGGAGUCGUUUAAUCAACCCAUUGAUUUCCCCACUAGAUAUUUUUCACCUAUCGAAUACUCAAUUACAUCACUUACACUACCAUCUUUUAAUCAAUUUAUUAAACCCAAAAUUAUUUCACCCUCAAUUACAUCAAUUAAAUUUGAAAUAUUUAAUCAACCUAUUUCUCCUGAUACAUUUCCUCCUUCACUAACCGAACUUAUAAUGCCAUCUUUUAAUCAAACCAUUACUCAAGGUUCAAUUCCACCAUCAGUAAAAACCCUAGUAUUAGGUUCAUUCAAUCAAACUUUCAAGCUCAAGUCAAAUACAUCAUCACAAAAAAUCAAUAAAAUCAGUAAUUUAUUAAUUCCAUCAUCAGUUACAUCCCUCAGAUUAGAACUAUUUAAUCAACCAAUUACACCCAAAACAUUUCCUUCAUCAAUCACAGAACUUAUAUUACCAUCAUUUAAUCAAACGAUUAAUACAGGCUCCAUUCCAUCAAAAUUAAAAUCACUUAAAUUAAAAUCUUUUAAUUGCUCAAUUCCCUUAAAAACAAUUCCAAUAAGUGUAACAAAACUCAGACUGCCAUCAUUUAAUCAAAUCAUCAAACCCAAAUUUAUUCCACCAAUUACAAAAUCACUCUCACUUUCAUUUAAUCAACACAUUACCCCAGAUUUAAUUCCAUCAUCAGUCACAUCACUCACUUUAACAUCAUUUAACCAACCUAUUCCACCCAAUUCAUUUUCCGAAAAUCUAACAUCACUCAAGCUGCCAUCAUUUAAUCAAGAUUUAGAUGUCGAUUCGAUUCCACCUACCAUAAAAACAUUAGUUCUUGGUGAAUCAUUCAGAUUUAAUGAAUAUGGUGGCAAUCUACCAGAUACAAUCAAAAACUUUACAUGUCUCUAUAAUUUUGAAAAACCAUUAAAAAAAAACAAUAAUAUACCAAAGAAAGUAUCAAUAUUAUCUUUAGAUAACUAUAAUCACCCAAUCACCAAAGACAGCAUUCCUUCAACGUGCCACACAUUAACUCUAGGUUCAAAGUUUGACUUUCAACAUAUAAAAUCAUUUACUAAUCUUCCAGCAACAAUUGUGAAGCUUAGCUUUGGUAUAAGCGAUGGAAUGUUAACAGAUGACCAUAUUAAAAAACUUAUACCAGCAUCAGUUUUAGAUAUCAAAAUUAUUAGGAAACAAAAAAAAUAA